CAAAAGAAAAAGAAAAGCCCAAACGGCAAAUAACCGCAGCCACAGAAAAUCCCAUUGCCAGUAGCCACGGCAAGCACACUGCAGCAGUGCAGCCGCCAUGGCUCGCCCGUCGCAGCUCUACCUCCUCUCCUACAACUCCGUCCAGGCCCUCGGAUGGUUCGUCGCCUUGCUCCGCCUGCUGCCCUGCCUCGCCCCUCCCUCCUCCGUCCACUCGUCAUACGCCGUCGCCGGCGACCUCGUAUGUGCGUGUAUCCCUCCUCCGUGCCCUUCCUCGUAUGUCUUUGAUUUGGUCUCGUCUCGACGAGCGGAGGGAGUGAUGUUUUUCUUUUCCCCCUUCUUGGGGAUUCGUUUCUUGUUGUUUCAAGGCUUGCUGCAGACGUGGGCGAUUCUUGAAACGAUCCAUGCCGCCAUCGGAUUGGUGCACACGUCGCCGCUUCUUGCCUUCUUGCAGUGGGGAGGGAGGACUCACUUCGUUCUCGCUGUGGUUCGGCAAAUCCCCGAGGUUCAGAGUAGCCCUUCCGUGUUCAUAACGUUCAUGGCUUGGAGCAUAUCUGAGGUCAUCAGAUACUCACAUUAUGCUCUGACAACCUUAAAAGUUUGUCCACCAUGGCUAACAUAUCUCAGGUACACUGCCUUUAUACCGCUGUAUCCAAUUGGAGUAGGCCCAGGAGAAAUGUGGACUAUGUACCAAGCUCUCCCAUUUGUGAAGGAGAGGAAACUCUACUCUGGCUUCUUUGGGAAGUUCUCCAUGAGCUACCAUUCCUUCCUAGUGGCUGUGCUGGCAGUCUACCCGUUUCUGUGGAUGAAGCUGUACCUGCAUGUGUUCAAGCAGCGCAGGUCGAAGCUGGGGAAAUCGGGAGGCGCCAAGAAACGAGCCUGAAGAAACCAGCUCCGUCUCGAUGCUCAUACAUAGUAGUACAUGAUCCCUUUUUGAAAUUUCUCUUUGUUUAUUUAUUUACGAGAAAGCAUGUACUCAUGAUUCUGAUUAUAAUGGCUAAAACAUUAAGCGCGAUAUGAUAAUGGUAAAGCUGCUUGGUUUUUUUAUAGAGAGAAA
Messenger RNA from Oryza sativa Japonica Group (Japanese rice), 1054 nucleotides. The record is from RefSeq and is a predicted model, not a curated record. NCBI's taxonomy places the organism in Eukaryota, Viridiplantae, Streptophyta, Magnoliopsida, Poales, Poaceae.